Molecule: messenger RNA, 2634 nt
Organism: Parnassius mnemosyne (clouded apollo)
Lineage: Eukaryota; Metazoa; Arthropoda; Insecta; Lepidoptera; Papilionidae
Source: the annotation of a GenBank genome assembly
AUGAUUGAGGGAAUGGUGAAGGAUGGUGUUAUUGAACCUUCAUCUAGUCCAUGGUGUUCACCUGUGGUGCUGGUAAAGAAGAAGGACGGCAGCAUGCGGUUUUGUGUUGACUAUCGCCGCCUGAACGACAUUACAAAGAAGGACAGCUAUCCCUUGCCAAGAAUUGAUGACACGCUGGAUAUGCUUACAGGCGUAAAGUGGUUUAGUACGCUAGAUCUGAAAAGUGGCUACUGGCAGGUUGAAAUUGACCCUAAGGACAAGGAGAAAACUGCAUUCUCCACAGGAAAGGGUCUGUGGCAAUUCAAAGUCAUGCCGUUUGGAUUGUGCAAUGCUCCAGCAACGUUUGAAAGGUUGAUGGAGCUUGUACUUACCGGGCUAAUUGGAGAUGCUUGUCUGGUCUAUUUGGAUGACAUCAUCAUCGUAGGCCGUACGUUUGAGGAACACCUUCAAAACCUGGAACGCGUGCUCAUGAAGAUCCAGAGUGCCAACCUCAAGUUGAGUCCAAAGAAGUGCUCACUAUUCAAACGGCAAGUUAGUUUUUUGGGGUAUGUAGUGUCGGAAGAAGGUAUCCGCACGGAUCCAGAGAAAAUUGCUGCUGUCAAGGAGUGGCCGGUCCCAAAAGACAAGACACAGGUUAGAGCAUUUUUGGGUUUGUGCUCUUAUUAUCGGCGGUUUGUGAAGAACUUUGCAGAUAUAGCCAAACCUCUGCACAAGCUAAUCGAGGAGAAGCGACAAUUCUGCUGGGAUGAAAGUUGCGAUAUUGCAUUCCAGGAGCUCAAGAACCGCCUGUGCAAAACACCUAUUUUGGGGUACCCUGAUGCGGGCAAGGAAUUCAUAGUUGACACAGACGCAAGUGAUAUAGGACUUGGCGGUGUGUUGUCUCAACGGAAUGGUGAUCAAGAGAUUGUGAUAGCGUACUUCAGCAAGUCGUUGUCAAAGCCGGAAAGGAACUAUUGUGUCACAAGACGGGAAUUGCUUGCUGUGGUAAAGUCCUUGCAGCAUUUUAGCAAAUAUCUUCUAGGGCAGAAAUUCUACUUACGAACUGACCAUGCUGCACUGAAAUGGCUAUUGCAGUUCAAAAAUCCGGAAGGACAAGUUGCGAGAUGGAUUGAACUACUACAGGAAUACGACUUUGUGAUCGAACAUCGCAGCGGGAAAUCUCAUGGCAAUGCAGAUGCAUUGUCAAGAAGACCUUGCCCUGAAGAUUGCAAGCAUUGUACUAGGCAAGAGGGUAAGGAAGUGGUAUCUGUGAGAAUGCUCAGGACAGACCAGCUCAGCAAUGAGUGGAAGGACAGCCUACAACAUGCACAGCAGGAAGAUUCGGACAUUAAGCCGAUUCUGGAAUGGAUGAAGGCCAGUGCUCCUAAGCCCAAGUGGAGCGACGUCUCAGCAAUGAGUUCGACCACGAAAAGCUAUUGGGCCCAAUGGGACAGCUUGCUGAUUCAGGAUGGAGUCCUGUGCCGUAAAUGGGAAAAUGGUCGGGGAGACAGGUGUCAUUUGCAAAUGGUUGUCCCUAAGGCUAAAGUGCCGGAUAUUCUACAGCUGUACCAUAGUGGUUGUUCAGGAGGCCACCUGGGAGUUAAACGAACUCUCCUGAAGAUCCGAGAACGGUUUUACUGGGUCCACUGUCGUGACGAUGUCGAGGACUGGUGCCGCAAAUGUACAAGUUGUGCGGCUGUAAAGGGGCCUCAAAUUCGUAGUAGAGGCGCAUUGAAAUUGUACAAUGUUGGUGCACCAUGGGAGAGGAUAGCCAUUGACGUUGCGGGGCCGUUUCCAGAAACUGAAAGUGGUAACAAGUAUUUCAUGGUAGUGAUGGAUUACUUCACUAAGUGGCCAGAAGUCUUCGCCAUUCCAAAUCAAGAAGCUUCAACAGUUGCAGAUAAACUAGUUCAUGAAGUCUUCUGUCGUUUUGGAGUACCUUUAGAGAUUCACAGCGAUCAAGGAAGGAAUUUUGAGUCUCAAAUAUUCCAGGAAACUUGCCGAGUUAUGGGUACUCAGAAAACACGAACAACUUCUUACCACCCACAAUCUGAUGGAAUGGUAGAAAGAUUUAAUCAGACAUUGGAGAGGUACCUAGCAAAAGUUGUGGAAAAACGGCAACGAGACUGGGACAGGCACAUACAACCGUUUUUGUUGUCAUAUCGAAGCGCUGUUCACGAAAGUACAUCAGUGACACCAGCUUUCGCAAACUUUGGGAGAGAAUUGCGGCUGCCUGCAGACCUGAUCACCGGAAUACCACCUGAUGCCCCACGCAGUAUAACCGAUUAUGCAAAUGACUUGCGGAACAAAAUGAAUGACAUUUAUGAGCACGUCAGACAGACGGGCCAGCAAACGUCUGAGAAGAUGAAAACACGGUAUGACCGCAAAAUGAACAACAAGGGCUUUGAUGAAGGUUCACUAGUGUGGUUACACAAUCCAGUUCGCAGCAAAGGGAAAUCUCCUAAGCUUCAAGCUAAAUGGGACGGACCGUACCGGAUUGUGACAAGGAUCAAUGAUGUAACCUACCGGAUACAGAAAGGUGCCAGAGGUACUCCUAAGAUUGUCCAUGUGGAUCGACUGGCGCGUUAUUAUGGGGCCAAUAAUGCUCGGGACGAGCAUGUCUUAGGAGGGGGCAGUGUUACGCGCCACUAUUAA